Carica papaya (papaya) is the source of this 1326-nucleotide messenger RNA. RefSeq names its product putative pectinesterase 53. The record is from RefSeq and is a predicted model, not a curated record. Gene Ontology annotation, biological process: cell wall modification; pectin catabolic process. Gene Ontology annotation, molecular function: pectinesterase activity. Lineage: Eukaryota; Viridiplantae; Streptophyta; Magnoliopsida; Brassicales; Caricaceae.
UGGGCGUGGCAUUUAUAUACAAAUAUAUAUAUAUAUAUAUGUAGUUCUGGGUGGUCUCAGAGGCGCGCAUAUUGAUGAAAAUGGCCUUGAAGUCCCAUAUCCUGUUUGUUCUUUUGUUAUUUGUUUUUGCCAACUCAAUCGUUUGUUCUUCAUUAGAUUUGCAGAGCACAGAAAGAGAAUACGACGGGUGGAUCUCAUGGAACCUAAAAAAUCACAGAAAGAAAGUGGACUUAUAUUCCUCAAUGUCCGUCGACGAAACGAUACAAAGUGGCCGGAAUGUUGAUCGGAAACUGAGAAAGGCAGAGAUGUACAGAGUAAAUAUUACAGUUAGUCAAGACGGCGAUGGAGAUUUCAGCACCAUAAACGAAGCAAUCGCCACCAUCCCCACUUAUAACAGUCGGAGAGUUGUGGUGAUGAUUAAACCAGGUGUUUACCGAGAAAAAAUACAUAUACCCAGAACAAUGUGGUUUGUUACGUUCGUGGGGGACGAAGCCAAUCCACCGACGAUAACUGGAAACGACACCGCAUCGGUUACUGGUAAAGAUGGAAUCCGGUUGAACACAUUCCAGAGCGCCACUGUCGCUGUCGAUGCAAACUAUUUUAUAGCCAUCAACAUCAAGUUUCAGAAUACGGCGGUUCAUAACGUCGGAUCGAGGGGAGAACAAGCAGUGGCACUUCGUAUAUCAGGGACAAAAGCUGCAUUUUAUAAUUGCAGUUUUUUAGGAGCACAAGACACACUUUAUGACCACAAGGGCCUUCACUAUUUCCACAAUUGCUUCAUCCAAGGCUCUGUUGAUUUCAUUUUUGGCUACGGAAGGUCCUUCUAUGAGAACUGCGAACUGAACUCGAUAGGGAAGAAAGUGGCGUGGUUGACAGCCCAGAAGAGAUCAAAUUCUUCACUGGCAAGUGGGUUUUCGUUCAAAAAUUGUAAGGUGACAGGAAGUGGUCUGGUUUACUUGGGAAGAGCCUGGGGCGAUUACUCAAGAGUUGUUUUCUCGUAUACUUUCAUGGAUGCCGUUGUUCUUCCCCAAGGAUGGAGUGAUUGGGGUGAUCAGAAGCGUGACACUAGAGUAUUCUAUGGAGAAUACAAAUGCAGCGGACCUGGAGCCAAUUUCACAAGAAGAGUCCGAUGGGAACGAAUUUUGACAGACGAGGAAGCUAAGCCUUUUAUAGACACUUACUACGUGGAUGCUGAUACUUGGCUCGUUCCCCCACCUUAUUAAACUACUACUUAUACAAUCUUUACGUGCUAAAAAUUUCUACAUAUGAAUCCUCCUCCACUUAAACUUAUUAUAAUUAUUAUGGGAAAAUAAAACAGUUGGUUUA